UUGUCAAACUCAUUUUCGACUCUAUUAGCUCUAUGCAAUUUCUCUCAAUCAGCUCCAGGAGCUAGUCCGUCUCGAGACUCCAGACGGGCAUCUGGUAAUGCAAUCGAUUUUCAUGAAGCUGAGGCUUUAAGUACAGACGAGGAACUUCAACAAGUAAUCCGACAACUCGAGCACUUCUUACCUGCCUACGCCGCUUCCGCACUUGUUACGCCCCUCUGCCUCCGUCACCCUACCAUCCUUCGAGCUGCCUGGCCUGCCGCACGCCGCAUAGCUCAACAAUGGGGCUUGCUAACCAAAGAGGAGACAGAAGUCUGUCAUGCAGGCUCUUCCUUUGAGUCCGAUACCGAUCUCUCAACUUCAUUACUUGUUUCACAUGACUCUCCAAAUGCAGGCAUUUCUAGAAUUAUGUCUACACCUAUGACCUACUUAUUGGUUUGCAAGCGAGCCCCUUUACCUCGUGUCAAGCGUACGCUACUCGAGCGUGGGCGAGUCGGUGCCCUCUCUCUACUCUCUCGAGGCGUCCUUUCCACUGCCUCUUUGAACCGACUCACCAAUGCAGACCUCCUUGAUGAGGAUGAUGGUAACGAUAUUGACCGAGCAGAAGAUCAAUCUGUUUUCAGUUCAACCUCGAGAGAGGAUAUAUUAACUGAAACUCUUGACUGUGGUGCUGAAGCCAGUAUCGAUCGGCAUUGCUCCUCUUUUAACUCCAUCUCCCAUGCGUCCGAGGGGCAAAGUUUACACUCGCCACCUGAUGACUCAGUGACUCGAUUGGCCCGUCGAUUCCGCAGAUCUGGCGGACGAGUUGCUGUUAAACAUGAAAACAAAGAGUCAGAGGCUUUUCAGCCCCCAGAAGAUUGUGUUCUUGUUUCGGCUGAAUUCAAUCAGCCUUCAACAGCUGUUGAAAUCCUCGAUGACCUUCCGAGGCAGUUGAUUCCCGGUAUAGACUUCUAG
Molecule: messenger RNA, 951 nt
Organism: Protopolystoma xenopodis
Lineage: Eukaryota; Metazoa; Platyhelminthes; Monogenea; Polystomatidea; Polystomatidae
Source: the annotation of a GenBank genome assembly